Molecule: messenger RNA, 2006 nt
Organism: Talaromyces proteolyticus
Lineage: Eukaryota; Fungi; Ascomycota; Eurotiomycetes; Eurotiales; Trichocomaceae
Product: major facilitator superfamily domain-containing protein
Exons: 5
Coding region: 1-1599 (532 amino acids)
Biological process (GO): xenobiotic detoxification by transmembrane export across the plasma membrane
Molecular function (GO): fluconazole transmembrane transporter activity
Source: RefSeq, a predicted model, not a curated record
AUGGCCUCCCGAUUCCACAGUACCGUCUUCGGCCAACUCGUGCGAGCGGUGUCUGGUAACAAAGUCUUUCGAUAUCCAGACGAGAUUGAUCCGUCGCUAUGGAGGAAGGCAGUCCCGUCCCCGUCGUCUGAAGGAGAGAACAGUGAUUCUGUUACCAAGGAUGCCGGCGCGCAAGACCUUACUGCAACCAACCCCAUCGUCGAUGAUUGGGAAGAUAUUCUCCUACACCUGCAGAACCCUCAUAAUUGGUCCGCCGUGUGGAAGGCUGCCAUCUCUGUCCAAAUGUGUAUACUCAACUUUGGUGUCUACAUUGCCAGUUCUAUCUAUGUGCCGGGUGAGCAAAACGUCAUGCUAGACUUUGGCGUCAGCGAGACCGUGGCUACCCUGGGACUAUCCUUCUUCACCGUAGGCUAUGGUCUCGGCCCAAUGCUAUGGUCCCCUAUGUCUGAGAUGCCUCAACUAGGACGCACGGCUAUUUUUUUCUGGACUCUUUUCGCCUUCAUUUUACUUCAAAUGCCCACCGGCUUCGCGGUCAACAUGCCCAUGUUCCUCGUCUUUCGAGUUCUCACUGGCUUUUGCGGCAGCCCGUGUCUAGCGACAGGAGGAGGUACUAUUGUGGAUAUGUUCGAUCCAGCUAAUGUUUCAUACAUGAUUUGUAUUUGGUCUUCGGCUGGCGUCUUGGGUCCUGUCUUUGGUCCGCUUAUCGGGGGAUUCUUAGCCCCGGUGAAGGGUUGGCGAUGGACAAUCUGGCUAUUCACCUGGCUGUGCUCGUGUGUGCUCAUCACAAUGUUUUUCUUUCUUCCUGAGACUAGUGCGGCAAAUAUUCUGUAUAAGAGAGCAAAGCGUUUGAGGAAAGCGACGGGAGAUAGUCGACUGAAAAGUCAGUCUGAAAUUGACGCCGCACAUCACACCCUCCGAAAUGACCUUAUUGUCCUUGCCAGAGCCUUCACCCUGACUUUAUCUGAGCCAAUUGUCUUCCUGAUGGACCUCUACGCUGGGCUUUUAUAUGGAGUGCUGUUUAUCUGGUUCGAGUCGUUCCCUCUUGUAUUCGGCGACAUCUACGGCUUUACUGUCCAACAGCAGGGUCUCGCAUAUCUCGGUAUUCUCGUUGGCACAGUCAUUACUCUAAGUGGGUUUUUGCUCUGGGUACGAUACGGUAUAGUUGCCAAAUUCAACAAGCCGGGGUUCAAGCCCGAGAUGGUUCUCCCACCGACAUUCAUCGGCUCCUUGGCCCUCCCUAUCUGUCUUUUCUGGUAUGGCUGGUCAGCACAGAAAAGUAUUCAUUGGAUUAUGCCCAUCAUCGGCUCGGGUAUUUUCACUAUCGGCGUGGUGACUCUGUUCAAUUCGCUGUUCAAUUAUUUGGGCAUUUCGUAUCCCGUUUACGCUGCGUCCAUAUUCGCUGGAAGUGCGCUUUUCCGCGCCUGUUUUGCGGCUAGCUUUCCACUGUUUGCUCCGGCUCUAUUCCACCACCUCGGCAUCGGCCCUGGCAACUCGCUGCUAGGUGGUAUCGCCAUAUGUUUCAUUCCCAUCCCGUUUGUUUUCUACAAAUAUGGAGGGAAGAUUCGGCACAUGAGCAAGAACGCUCGACAUGAUCUCUGAGCGGGUGAGCGGGUGAUAUUCAACAAGAAUAGUCCCAAUACCGCUUGGUUCAUCCUAAUUUCCUGAAUAGCUGCAUCUUGGCACUCGCUGUAGUCGAAAAGGGCUCGUCUGUUGGUACAUUCUUUGGUUGCCACGUCCGGUGCCCAACAUCAAACACAAGAGGUAACUUGGUUCUUCCAUCCACUCCAUUCUCUCAACGCUUUCGACAGAAUACACUUCAAUAAUCCUUCGCAUCUCUUGCUCCUAGAUCAAUCCAAGUAUUAUAACGGAAAUUGCGCGUGGGAAUUUCUGAAUUGGGGUCCAUCUCGAUUAUGGAAGGGCGGCUAAUUAGGGCUUGGGCAGCAGCAGAGCAGCGCAAUACUUCCAGUGGUCACAUCCAGGCUAAGGGGCGGUACACAGGUUAUUAG